CAGGCUGACCCAGCUGAGUCCCCAGCCCAGUCCCAGGAGCUCCUGGGCCGGGAACCAUGCGCUGUCUGGGGUGCUGCUCCCUAGCGGGGCUCACACUGGGGGUGUGCUCAGGACGCCCAGAGAGAAAGCCCUCCAGAGGCCAGCAGCUCUCCAUGACCUCCAAGGGAUCAGCAGGCCCACACAUCUCGAACCCUUUGGUGUAAAGCUGGGCCCUUCAAAAGUCCGCAUCAGGGGGACCCGUGCCAGCCUCGUCCCCUUCUUCUAAGGGAGAACACUAUUCGGGCCACAUCUCUGGGAAAGGGGUCCAGUAAACUCUGCAGAACUCGGAACACACCAUCAUCCACACCCAGGUAAGAGAUGAAGCUAAGCUGGCCUCAGGUCACCUAGAAGGUGGCUAGGACAAUUUGAAGGGAAUCAGCUGCAGGGCAAUGAGAGACUGGCAGGCUGUGGAGAGAAGACAGGAGAAGGGAGAACGCGGGCAGUGAGGGAACAGUGAGGCUGGUCAGGGCAAGCUCGGGCUGACGCUGCAGGACUGUGCUGCAAAUGCAACCAACCUCGCACGGGAAGCACUAGAAGAAAACCGCGUCUCUACUAAACAUGUACGGGGUACACGAUAGAAGGACAAAAUGCCAUAGCGCUUACACUGCAUUAAAAUUGUAAGUAAUCUAGAGAUUCCUAAAACUAUUUGCAGAGGGGGCAUGCCAAUGCUACAUUUGGUGCAAGGGCUCUGAGUUCAUGGCGGUUCAGGUUCAGGGACCUGAUCCCAAGCCUGGAGUAGCUCCCCGUGGAUGCUGAGUCAUGACUGUAUUGGUUUGAAGCCCAGAAAUUCAAGAACAUCCUGAGUAUCUGGCAAAGAGUUCCUUAUUUAACUAUCACUCUCAAAUUUGUUCACCUGGGCCCCAUCGUUUCAUAGUCAAAAUUGUUAAACAUUGUGACCAACGUGACAGAAACAUAUCUUUGUCACGUGCCAAACAAGUCUUUUCUGACUGAGACACAUGAAGGCUGUGACUGGCAGUGCUUAGGCCAGGACUGGCAGUGUGGAGGGCACUAUUUAACCAGCACCUCCCAUGGGUGGGGCUUUUGUGCUCAUAUGUGAGUAGUCGGAAGGAACAGAAGAAAAACAUCUAAUGUAACCCAAUGAAUCACUGAAGCGAGCUACCAGCUGCCCGCUGGAGAGACAGCUUUCAAGGAAGGUCCAGCACUGUUGCAGAAUUUGGAAAAGACCGCUUUGCAGAAGCAGCUCAAAGCCACAGACACAAAGGGAGCUGUGUGGCGUCAGCCCCCUGGUGUCUAGCCUUGGCCCUGAGACUCGGUGACUUCAGGGAGUGCCCAGGACAACAGUGAUCACCGCAUCAAGCAGAGGUGCCAAUUAGAAGAACUUUCCCGGGAAAAAUUCAGCCUCUAGUGAAUAGUACCGAAUAACUACAACUUCUGCAAAGUAGUUCACUUGGGAACUAAUUAGAAGUUUUUCUCCACAAGUAAUGAAUCACUUUCUUAACUGUUCUGUUGACAAAUGUAAUACAUGCUAACUGUAAUCACACACACACACACACACACACACACACACACACACACACGAGUUUGGAAAGGAAAAGCCAGAUGAUUUCACACACAUCUGUCAUCACACGACUCAGAGGGUGGAGGCAGGAGGAUCCCAGUGAGUUCAAGGCCAACCUGGGCUACAAAGUGACUUCAAGGCCAGCCAAAAGUGCAUAGUGGAGGAACAAAGAAAGAAAGUAAAACUCAACUGCUAUUUCAUCAUUAAAAGUAACCACACUGAAAGUGUGGCAUAUUUGUGGAUAAAUAAGCCAAUUCCUGCUUACUACUUUAAACAACGAUUGGAACGUGAUACCCAAGGCAUGUUUUUGGUUAUCAUCAUUCUAUUGUUAGUGGUUUAGGAAAGACUUCAGCUAUCCAGAUGGCCAAAUAAGUUCCCGGAAAUUUUCUUUCAGUAUGUUUGGUUUGAUCCUACAUAUUUCGUGAACACGUUGUAAACCAUUCAUAUACAAAGAACCCUUCCUGUGUAUAGUAGUCCUUUAGACACUUCUUUCAUGCUUCUACUGAGAUACACAACAAGAGCUGAACAAGUCCGUGUUGAUCGCCCAUCCUGUUUCGAUUCACUCAACAGUGAUUAUUCGCAUCUCAAACUUACCCAAGAGCGGCUGUUCCGGACACACCCCUGGGUGGGCACCACCAGGAAGCUGCACUCCUGACUGCACGCCCGGGCCUGGAGAGUAUGGGGCUGGGCUUGGCCACAGCCACUUCCUCCCCAAGAACCCGGUUGGGGGGCAUUGGUUGGAGGCAGGGACCAUGGGCCAGCACAGCGCCCAAGGCCUGGCUCCCCCUGUGGGCGUUACAGGUCCAGCAGCUCCAAGAGGCGUCCAGAUCCCAGACAGGGCCUCUUCCCCACCACGCCCAGCCCCGUCCCGUCCUGCACAGUCCAGCACCAGGCAUUCACACAAGAAACGGCUUUGAUGCUCCUAACCUGCCAGGCCUUGUCCUGUGCCAUCCCACCCAGCGGCUCCGGAGGGCCCCAUAGAUUUUGCCACUACAGAGCAUGACCUCUGGAACUCCUCAGUGCCCGGUAACCCAAGGGCAUCUCUGGACCCAAGGGCUGAGCCAGCUUGGAGGGGACCCCACGCCUGAAGGUCCAUUGCGCAUGGGCACUGGGCGUGGGGGGGGGCGUUCUGGACGGGGCUCUGUGAGGAAAGCCCCGUUGCCUGGCAACCAAAGAGCAGUUUAGGCCUGAAGGCCAGUUUGGCGGGAAAUCCGCUCGCGCGCGCAUGAGCGCACGCACACGUACGCACGCACACACGCACACAUACACGAGAGCCACCUUGCGCAGGCGCUAUAGGCAUCACCAGGUGCAUUGUGGGCGGUGAAAGGGGCGGAGCUUCACAGAGGCCUACUUGAUCCGGUAUAAAUAAUCCAGGCAGCGUCUGAGGAAAAAGGUCCGGCAGCCAUGCAGUCCUCUGGCGGUGCUGAGGGCGGAGCAGACGGCCACAGGAGUGACCAGGGUGGCGCAGGUGUCUCCGGGGACGAGGGAGCCUACGCUGCAACCAUUUUGCGGAUCGUCCAGAUACCCCAUGGCCCGUGGCCCUUUGGGGACAUUGUGCUCUUGGUCAGCAGGACAGGGACCGGUCUACAUGAAUUCAAGGUCAGGGUGCCUUUCUGGUCCUCCCUGGAGGCUGAGGUCAGCCUAAGGUACCUGGCUGAUUUCGGGGAGAGCCCUGACCUUCACCGGGUGCUCACCAGGGACCGCAGCGUCCUGACUGUGAGAUGGGUCGCCCAGGACCGUGGCCACCUCCAGAUAGUGUUCACCCAGUUCCUGGAGGAACUUGCCCUGCUCUUGCGGAUCCUGCAGCGCUUGAAGCCCUUGUUUCCGUCCUCUUCUCUUCUGGCAAAAGGGGGCUGAAGCCCAUACCACAUUGAGCGUGUGGCACUGAAAAAAAUAAAGCUGAGCAACCUUUC
This is a messenger RNA of Cavia porcellus (domestic guinea pig), 3471 nucleotides long. Its product is annotated as EKC/KEOPS complex subunit LAGE3-like. The record is from RefSeq and is a predicted model, not a curated record. The coding region runs from base 2963 to 3415 and encodes 150 amino acids. Lineage: Eukaryota; Metazoa; Chordata; Mammalia; Rodentia; Caviidae. The transcript is spliced from 3 exons.